Molecule: messenger RNA, 2194 nt
Organism: Triticum dicoccoides
Lineage: Eukaryota; Viridiplantae; Streptophyta; Magnoliopsida; Poales; Poaceae
Product: cytochrome P450 714C2-like
Exons: 7
Coding region: 482-2053 (523 amino acids)
Molecular function (GO): oxidoreductase activity, acting on paired donors, with incorporation or reduction of molecular oxygen; monooxygenase activity; heme binding
Source: RefSeq, a predicted model, not a curated record
AUGAGAAAAGUAAAGAAAGGGAAACCUAUUUGCAUUAGAGGAAUUUAGCUAGGGUUCUUCUCUCUCAAACCACGAACAGUCCAAAUUCAUCUACUCCCAGUGAGCCUAGAUUAGCUGCGGAAUAUUCCUUCCUUUUCCCAGUGAGCCUAGAUUCGCGGGUUGCGGCAAAGAGUAACGCUCUUUUUGCCGGCGGCGGCGGACCAACGUCAAGCACCACGCUCGUCCUUCCUCAAUCCUUCGGAAUCGUUCCUGUUUCUUAGUCCUACAGGUUGAGCGUGUUAAGAUUGUUCCACCAACCAGGGCUUCGCAUCUCCUCACCCGCCGAAGAGUAUUGUAUUUAGAACCGAAAUUGUUUUUGUGAUGGGGGUGCUCUCUGCUCUGGUCAUAGCAAUCAGACAAAGCUUCUCUCUCAGGCUGCGCACCAUGGACCACCCAGCAAAUAUGUAUCUUCACAUACUAUGAUCCUCUCUCUCUCCCCCUCAUGAUGAUGAUCCUCUCACCGCGGCAAUGGCUACUGCUGCUACCUCCGGUCUUCCUCUCCACUCUUCUCUUCUCCUACCUGUACACCACCCUAUGGCUAAGGCCGGAGAGGCUCAGGCAGAAGCUGAGAAGCCAAGGAGUGAAGGGUCCCAAGCCUUCUUUCCUCUUCGGAAACAUACCGGAGAUGAGGAGAAUCCAGAAACUUGCCAUGUCUGAUCAAGAAGUGGGAGCAGGGUCUACAGAUCGCUUCUCCUCAAAUUAUGUGGCCACUCUGUUCCCUUACUUCCUCCACUGGACCAGAGUUUAUGGUUCCAUCUACUUGUAUGCUACUGGAAGCAUACAAACUCUACAUGUCAUAGAUCCUGACAUGGUGAAGGAGCUGGCCAGUUGCAAGUCUUUGGAUCUUGGAAAGCCUAGCUACUUGCAGAAAGAGCAUGGACCUCUUCUUGGUAUGGGAAUUUUGACGGCGAAUGGUGACCUAUGGGUACACCAACGAAAGGUCAUUGCACCUGAAUUCUUCAUGGACAAGGUUAAGGGAAUGGUUAAUUUGAUGAUGGAUGCUGCACUAUCAAUGUUGAAUUCAUGGGAAGAAAAGGUUGAGUCUGAAGGAGGCAGGGCAGAGAUUGUAGUUGAUGAGUUCUUGCGGAACUUCUCAGCUGAUGUUAUAUCAAGAGCUUCUUUUGGAAGCAGUUUUGUCGAAGGCAAGGGGAUAUUUUACAAAAUUCGCCAACUUCAGAAAUUGAUGGGGAAGCGAAGUAUGCUUAUUGGUGUUCCUGGAAGUAGAUAUUUACCGACAAAGAGUAACAGAGAGAUUUGGAACCUUGGGAGUUGCAUCCGUAGCCUCAUCUUGAACAUAGCCGAGAAGCACGGGCAUGAUUCAGCAACCACACCAAAUAAGUUUUUUCUGCACUCCAUCAUUGAGGGUUCUAAAGCCGCUUCCUUCUCUUCGUGCACACCCGAGGAUUUCAUCGUCGACAACUGCAAGAACAUCUACUUCGCGGGACAUGAGACAACCUCGAGCACUGCCGCGUGGUGCCUGAUGCUUCUUGCAGCGCACCCUGAAUGGCAGGACCGAGCUCGGGUGGAAGUCCUUGACGUUUGUCAUGGAGAAGCAUUAGACUUCGACAAGCUACGGAAGUUGAAAACGCUAACGAUGGUGAUCCAGGAGACCCUCCGCCUGUACCCGCCAGCCUCCUUUGUCACGCGGGAAGCUCUGAAGGACCUGAACCUCGGCGGCAUCGACAUCCCGAAAGGCACCAACAUCAGGGUCUCGAUCAUGCUGGCUCACCGGGACCCUUCGGCAUGGGGCGCCGACUGCGACAAGUUUGAUCCGGGAAGGUUUGCCGGAGGCAUAGCACGCGCCUACAAGCCCCACCACAUGUACAUGCCGUUCGGCGUGGGUCCCCGGACGUGUGCCGGCCAGAACCUCGCCAUGGUUGAGGUCAAGGUCGUGCUGUCGCUGCUGCUGUCCAGGUUUGAGUUUGCACUCUCGCCGAGCUACGAUCAUCGACCCGUGUUCAGGCUGACCGUGGAGCCCGGGAGCGGCGUGCCGCUGAUUCUUAGGAAGCUAUGAAAUGAUGGUCUGUUCAUCGUUUCUGAGCUGUUGCUUGUUGUUUACUGUCGAUUUCUGACAGGGAGGAACGGCUGGAUGUUGACUGUAAACACUUUCUCAGUAUGUUAUUGCUGUGCAUGAGAGUACCAAUUCUUGUCACUU